CUCAAUGGCCAAGAGAUAGUAGUUAUGUUAGGAGCCCACGCGCUUGGACGGUGCCACACAGAUGGAUCAGGCUCUAGUGAUUCUUGGACCAUUUCGCCUACUAUUCACACAUACGAUCUCUAUAAACUCCUACUACAAGAGAAAUGGCAGUGUAAGUGGGACCAACCUGCUCAGUACGAUGGCGCAGCAACCGUAAGAUUAAUGAUACUACCAACCGACUUCGCCCUUAUC
Ilyonectria robusta is the source of this 231-nucleotide messenger RNA. RefSeq lists its product as uncharacterized. The transcript has a single exon. Gene Ontology annotation, molecular function: heme binding; peroxidase activity. Gene Ontology annotation, biological process: response to oxidative stress. The record is from RefSeq and is a predicted model, not a curated record. Lineage: Eukaryota; Fungi; Ascomycota; Sordariomycetes; Hypocreales; Nectriaceae. The annotation marks the transcript as partial.